Magnolia sinica is the source of this 3453-nucleotide messenger RNA. Its product is annotated as syntaxin-61-like. The transcript has 8 exons. Lineage: Eukaryota; Viridiplantae; Streptophyta; Magnoliopsida; Magnoliales; Magnoliaceae. Gene Ontology annotation, molecular function: SNAP receptor activity; SNARE binding. The record is from RefSeq and is a predicted model, not a curated record. Gene Ontology annotation, biological process: Golgi vesicle transport; vesicle fusion; intracellular protein transport. Bases 463 to 1206 code for a protein of 247 amino acids. Gene Ontology annotation, cellular component: SNARE complex; membrane; endomembrane system.
GUAGUAGUUGUUUUUUUUUCCUAUUAAUUUCAAAGAUUUACAUGUGGCAGAACUUCCCAUCUAAAGCAACUAUAGCUUGAGCUGAUCAUAAAUAUUGAACUACCAUAAAUCCUAGAUAGCGGACCUGAUGGACAAUAGCUGUCAAUCUCUUUGCAAAGGAAAUAGAAAUAAGCCCUGUUUUGAGCUUAUGCCUUUUAUUUUAGCAUUGAUACAUUGUUAUUGUUGUUGUUCACGUGCAGAGUAGUUGCAUCUUUCUUUUUCUAAGAGAAGUCAGGCUUCCUUUUCAUCGGUCAAAUCUUGUUCUCAUUUGUUUUCAUUGUCUCUAAGGUCUUUAUGUCAUUUACAUCAUUCAUUAGCAUUCAUUCAUGAAGUUUCUACUCAGUUAGCUUACGUUGAACCAAUUUCUUUUGGCUCAUUUCUUGAAGCUUUUUAAUUUUGUAGGAGAGCGUAAGAGGGGACAAGAUGUCUUCGGCUCAAGAUCCAUUUUACAUCGUUAAAGAGGAAAUUCAGGGAUCAAUUGAUAAAGUGCACACUACUUUUCACCAAUGGGAACAUAUACCUUCGAACACUGGUGAGUGGGUUCAUCUCACAAAAGAGCUUGUUGCUGGUUGUGAAAGUGUUGAAUGGCAGCCCUGGCUGCUGCUGGUUUUUGGAUGUAACUUCCAUCAAUGUUCAGAUUUUGAUAUCAAGGUGGAUGAAUUGCACAAGGCAAUUUCAGUAGCAGCAAGAGAUCCGGCCUCGUAUGGCAUUGAUGAAGUUGAACUUGAGAAACGGAGGAGAUGGACCAACAAUGCUCGGGCUCAGGUGCGCAACAUGAGGAAGACUGUGGAAGCAGGAAAGGAGCAGAGCAAUCUGGUCAACACAGGUCUAAGUGGGAUGCGUCAGGAACUAAUGCCAGUUUCAAAUGGUCGCCCUUAUCAGGCAGGCAGAUCUGAUCAGUACAAUACCCAACACAACGAGAAUUUCAUUUCAGCAGAAACAGAUAGGCAAUUGCUCCUUAUAAAGCAACAAGAUGAAGAGCUGGAUGAGCUGACUGCAAGUGUACAGAGAAUUGGGGGUGUAGGCCUUACUAUACACGAAGAACUUGCUGGUCAGGGGAGGAUUUUAGAUGAAUUGAGCUUGGAGAUGGAUGGCACCAUGAAUCGUCUUGAUUUUGUUCAGAAGUGGUUUGCCCGCUCCCUACUGAUACAUGUGCCUACCUUUUGACCUUUCCCUCCAAGAUGAGAAAUGACAUAUGAAAAGAAAGGUGAAAAAAAUAGGGACUUCUACUGCAAAAACUCUCUCGAGUUUUCAUGUUACCAAAUAAUGCCCCCGCCAAUUGAAAUUCUCGGGAGGGUCCUUUGAAGGGAGAAAUGACCAAAAUGACCUUGAUUAUAUUUUCUCUUUAAAAAGUGGUAAAUGCAGGAGUUGUGGGGUCCAUGGGUAUACUUAUGACAUCCAACCCGUUCCACAUAUGAACCCCACCAUGAUGAUCAGACAAACCAAAAAUCUGGCUGACCAAAUCAUCAAAUGGGCUGCAUGUGAAUUUGGAUGUUUUGGGGUGGUGUACAUUACUGUUAUGGUGUAGCCCACCUUCUGAUUGGAUUGUCCAGAUUUUCCGUCCACAAUGCAUUUAUUGGACAGGUUGGAUGUUGACCUGUCUGCCAUGGUAGUUCGCGUGGUAGCUUGUAGAUGGCAUGCCUUGUACAUGGGUCUGGGCUUAGCAAAGUCUAGAGAAAAAGAUAAAUCUCUAUGUAAGAACUCGAAAUUUAGAAUUUCAUUUGCAGACUCAAAAUAUUCUGAAUGUUUCAGAAACAUAUAAAAACAUCAACAGCAUGGUGCUGCUAGUUCAAAACUCCUGUAACCUAGCAACUUUCUGAACUGGCUGAGAUGCUUUUUGAAAGAGAGAGUAUCUGCUGUUAGUCACUUUUCUUUUGAUAUUCAGGUGUGUCCCCAUACAACCUUCACACAUGUUCUAUAUCUCGACUGGUCAUCUGGUGGCCCAACACAGAGAGGCUUUACCCUGAAAGCACAUCAUUUGGCUGGUUGUAACCAGUGUUGGAAGUAUUGGUAUUGCUACAAGUUUCGAGGCCAGGGAUAUUGAAACAAUAUCGAUAUCGCCGAUAAUAUCGCUGAUAACCGGAAAUGCAGGGAAGCAUGGGAAAAAUAGUAAAAUUUUCAGCGAAACUUCAAGAUAUGUUGAAAUGCACAUAUUUGCAUAUUUAGAAAAAAAAUAAUAAUAAUAAAUUACAAAAAGAAUGCAUACACCACAGGUUUCCAUUUAAUGAGGCCUUAAAAGCAUGUGUUGUUGUAAGAAAUCAGUCCAACCAUCCCAUCCGGCUUAUUUAACCAUCCAACCUUCCAUCCAAACAUCCAUCGAUAUUGCAAAAUAUCAACAACACAUAAUAUUUCACCAAGAAAUCAUUAACAAUUGGAAAGGAAAUGAAAGAUUGUGGUCUCAAUAUCGCGCAUGUUGCCAUAUCGAUAGUAUCAGGAUAUUAUCAAUGACAAAUUGAACACUACACACAACCAUGUGCCCAUGAAAAAAAAAAAUUCUAAUAAACAAAAUUUUGAUGAUAUCAAUAUGUUGGCGAUAUUAUUGAAAUAUCGUCGAUACACUUAUGAUACAAGCGUUACCUAGAAUUUACAUAGUCGAAAAUAUUGGUGAUGCAUUGGCGAUAUUGAUGCAUUGGCAAUACAAGCGACACCUAGAAUUUACAUAGUUGAAAACAUUGGUGAUUAGAUUAGCGAUAUUGAUACAUUUGUGAUACUUAGUGAUACAUUGCUAUUACCUGGAAUUUCUGAUACUACCAGCGUUAUUGGUAUCGCUACCAAUGUUAUGAGCUGGAGAUAAAGAUAAUAUCAGAGAUAAUUUGAACACUGGUUGUAACAAUCUUUUCUGCUGAUUGGGUGACUUUUGCCCAUUGAAUGCCAACUGUUGGUUGGAAUCUUUUCAACUUUACAUUUGUAAUCCUCAGAGGGAGGGUGGGAGUAAACCUGAUCAUUUUCUCUUCUGAAAAAUCAGAGAGAGGGUAAACCUGAUCAUUUUUAUUUUCUCUACAUCGGCUUUGGUUCUUUUGUUCUCAAUUGUUGCAAUUGCUCAAAUGCACCAUUUGCCCACGUUUGACUCAUGGCCAUUUCAGCAGUGGGAUAAAAUAAUUUUUGAUUUGGAAUUUCUAAUUAUCAUGGCACCUCAUCUUAGCUAUUUGGGUUUUGCAUCUUGAUUUGCUUAGCCAAGGUGCAAUGACUGUCUGCCCACCUGUGACCUGACACUAACUUUCUUUUCCCUGGGCUUGAGACCAUAAUUUGAAAGCUCAACUUGACUAUGCUUGAGAUCAGGUUGAGUUACGUAUUUGGAAUUUCCACCUUUAUAGAAUUUCAAAAAAUUGUGAACUAGUUCUCGUGUUGUAUUGAAAAGAAAGAGCUCUCUUUUAUCUACACAUUUGAUCGUUUGAUACUCUUUCUUUUCUUAUU